Molecule: messenger RNA, 4644 nt
Organism: Cladophialophora yegresii CBS 114405
Lineage: Eukaryota; Fungi; Ascomycota; Eurotiomycetes; Chaetothyriales; Herpotrichiellaceae
Exons: 1
Coding region: 1-4644 (1547 amino acids)
Source: RefSeq, a predicted model, not a curated record
AUGGACAAGAAGGACGAGACGACAACCAUCAAGCCGAAGACGGCGCAACCUGUGGCGAGGCCAUCGAUCAAGCCUACCUCUGCCAGGUUGGCUACGACUUCACGGCCGACCACGACCUCUUCUACGACCCGGCCAGCCGCUGGAAGUUCGCUGAGCAAGCCGCCAGCGAGACCGAUCACCACCUCGUCCACAAUCCGCAAGCCUACCACUACUACCACCCAUAAGAAAAGAGAUUCGGACAGUACAGUGGACGAGAAACCUUCGGGCGACGAAAAGAAGGAUGGCAUAUCUGCAAAGCCCAAGCGGAUGUCCGUGGCUCCGUCUACAUCUUCUGAACGAGCCUCGACUACUACAAACUCAGUCGCUGCCACCCCUGCGCGGCGAACUAGCAUCCAAUCCUCAACAACGACGGCGAAACCGACUACUGCUCGAACACGACCUCCAGUCCCCUCAACAAGGCUCACUGGCGCAGCGUCGGUUGGAGAGAGGAAACGUCUAAGCACGAUCCCUGCCUCUCCCGCGGUCAAAUCGGGCGCCGAGUCGGAGGAUAACAAGGAGAAUACUACGUCUAAAACAGAGCGGACUACUGUUCCCGUCCGUCCAGCACUGGGAUCGAGAAAGUCCACCCGGUCAGUCUUGAUUGAGCAACGUAUCAGGGAAUUCGAACUCGUCAACAGUAUGCUACAAGCUGCCAUGACUGCCGAUGGUGCCGAUGAACAAGAGCAACAUUCCAUGGGUCAAGAGGCUGCGACCACAAUUGCAAAAUUAAAGUCAGACCUGGCAAAAGUCAGGGAUUACGAACGGAAGCAUGAUCGAGUGCCUACAACGGCAGAAUUGGAAGAAAUUCAAUCCGUCACGGGAGAAUCGAAUCCCGAGCCUCAGGACGAUGCCGAUGCCCGUUUGGUUGAGGAAGUCCAAGAUGCCUCUGUCAGCGAGUUGCAGAAAGAGUUGGCUGAAAGCAGAGCCCAAGCUGAGGCUUUGCAGACCGAGUUGACGGAGCUGCGGACCAAGCUGGAAGUGUCCAGUCAGAGUGCAGCGGAGGAGAGUGGUCGUGUGCAGGAAGCUAUCGAAGUAGUUCGAAAAGAACACGCAGCCAAAAUCGAUGAACUAGGAUCUCUUCAUAAAACCAGAGUCCAGGAGCUUGAGAAUGCUCAUCGAGAACAUCUGCAAAAACUUUCUGAUGGACACGAGUCCGAAAAGAACCAGCUGUCGCAGGAACUUGCCUCGGCCGAAGAUGUAGCCACUCAGCUGAAGCUGGAUUUGGAGGAACUUCGCAAAACAGCUGCAGAGCGGGCGUCUGCGGCAGACAGCUACAGCGAGAUGAAGAACACAUUGGAGACCAAGAUCGGAAGCCUCGAAAUCCAGCUCAAGUCACAAUCAGCUGAAAACCAGCGCAACAUGGAUCAGGUGGAAACUGAAGUCGCCACCAAGCAGAAGGAGAUCAGCCAGAAACAGGAGGAACUUGCAAAGGUCAACAAAGAGGUGUCUCGUCAGAAGCAGGUCGUUCAGUCCUUGAAGACUCAAGUCUCGAGUUUUGAGCAGGCAAAGAAAGAGGCCGAUGAUGCGCAGUCAAAGACAAUGAACCAGCUCGAGGAGCAGAUCAAAACACUACAACAAGAAAAGGCCGAUGCAGUUGCAACAGCAGCAGCCUCUUUAGCAGAGCUUGAGAAAACCCAGGUCAAGCAGUUAGAAGCUAUCAAGCAACAGUUGAGCGAAGCCCAGGACCAACUAAAGAAAGCUCAAGAUUCAGGCGAUACCAAAAUGCAGGACAUGCUGAAGAAAUCGGAAGCCGACAUUGCCGCUGCAAACGCCGAGCUCGAGGCUGCCAAAAGUUCCAACUCGAGCAGGAUCCAAGACCUCGAGGCACAGCUCCAAAAGCUACAGGAUGAGGCAGAGGCCAAGGCAUCAGAACACGAGGGAGCUCUCGCCGGUCUACAAAGCCAAUUGGAUGCGGCGACGAGCGCUCUUCACGAGGCCGCGUCAAACUACGAAACGAUCCUGAAAGAUCAUGAGGCUCGUAGUAGAUCUGCUGAGGAAGAGCUCACGAUGUUGAAGGCUUCCCAUGAGAAGGAGCUUACAGAUAUCUACUCUGGAAUCCAGUCAAAGCAUGAAGAGGAGAUCACUGCGCUGAAAGCUGCACAUGCCAAGGAGGUGGAAGAUCUCCAGUCGAACUCACAGUCGAAGCACGAAGAAGAACUUGACGCCCUGAAGAUCGGCCAUAGCGAGCAAAUUCAGCAGCUUGAGGAGAAGCUUCAGGCGUCACAAAAAGAGGCGGGAUCCCUCAAAAAGACACAUGCAGCUCAGAUCAAGCAACUGGAGGAGCAGAUGAGCGCGUCGCUCAAAGAUCUUGGAGUCAUUGAAGCUGGUCACAAUGAACAGGUAGAUCGCAUCAAAGCUGACGCGGCUGAGGCGCAGCAGAGAGCUGUCGACGAGGCGGAGAAGGCCCACAUUGAGAGGCUGCAGGAGCUCCAGCAACAGCUUCACGCGGCAGAAGCGGAUGUAGCAGAGCUCAGAGCAACUCAUACCUCGCAAUUGGAAGAUCUGGAGAGGCAACGGACCUCGGAGCAUGAGGUCGCUCUGAACUCGUUGAAAGAGUCCCAUGCCGCAGCGAUUAAGAGUCUGGAAGAUCAGCUGAAACUCUCCGAUGACUCCAUGGAGACGAUCAAGGCAGAGCAUGCCGAACAGCUGAAACUGGUGGAAGAUCAGGUAUCGUCUCGUCACGCCGAGACAAUCAAUGCCUUGAAGGAAGAGCACGCCGAGCAACUUCAAGACAUGGAGAGCAAAGCCAAGUUAAACCAGGAAGAGGCUCUGGAAGAGCUACGCUCGAGCCUCGCGGAAGAGAAGCGCCAGCUAGAAUCACAGAUGAACUCGAUUCAACAGGACCUUCAAGGUGCCAGAGCGCAAGCUCAGAUGAUGAAGAGUAUCCUUCAAGACACAGAGAAGGAUGGCCGAGAGAAGGAAGCACAGCUCAAUGACGAAAUCGAGAAACUGAGAGCAGACAUGUCGACGUCUGUGAUGAAGCUUGCCCGCAUGAGCGAGGUUCAAUUCCAACAUGACCAAGUUGUGGCCGCGAAGACCGCCUUGGAAGCCAAGGUUCAAGAAGACUGGGAUGCCUUGCGCGUCGAACACGAGAAAUCACUGGCCGAAUUGCAGGCUACCCUGGAACAGCAGCACCAGCAAGCGGUCGAGCAGAUGCAAGAUGAACAUGCCAAAAGCAUCGAGUCGAGUCAAUCGGCCGCCAAGUUGGAGGUGGGAGAACUGGAACAGAAGUUGAAGGAAACCCACGACGCGCAAUUGGACGAGGUUAUGAAGACCCUCGAGAGCCAGUGGAAGUCUCAGGUCGACCAACUGGAGGAGCAGAAUGCGGCCGCUAGUUCCCGCUUUAGCACAGCGCAGACGGAUCACGAGCAAGCGCUGCAAAAGCUCGAACUGGAGCACGACGCGGCAUUAGGCAAACUCCUUGCGGAGCUGCAGGAGGUGCGCGAGGCUGCCGAAGCCGGCCAAUUCUCGACCGAGCUGGACCUACUUCGGAAACAGCUGGCUGAGGCCCAAGAGCAGGCGCAAAAGCUAGAAAUGAAACAUGCGGCGGCGGACGAGGAGCGGGAAUCCACUUUGGCCACCCUGAAGCAAAAGCUCGCCGAAGCGGAAGCCCUGGCCACACAGCACCAGGAGCGAGCCAAGGAAAUGGAGCAAAAGCACCACGAAGCAGUUGAUCUUGCAACCGAGGAGAAUGCAUCCGCCCUUGCAGCAAUAAGACAAGAGCUUGACGCCGCAAAGGAGGCUCAUGCUCAGCAGCUCGAACGGACCAAAGAGCUCGAAGAGCAGCACAGCAAGGCGAUGGCUGCUGCCAUCGACGAAAGAGAAUCUGCUCUAGCCAAUAUGAGUCGAGAGCUCGAGGCCGCAAGAGAAGCCGCCGCGCACCCGGAUCAAUCACGACUUCAAGAGCUCAACAGAAAGUACCUUGACGCCCAGCACGAGCUUUCAGCUCUGCAGGCUAAGCAUGAGCAAGUCAUCCGGGAAGCCAGAUCAGAGUACGAGGUCCAGCUGGAGACGGCCUUCAAGCGCCUGCACGCACUCGAGAAGGCGAAUGAGAAAGAGCAAGAUUCGAAGGCUGCCGACGCCUCUAACACAAGCCUUGCUGAUGCGAACAAGACGAUCAGUUCACUUCAGGUCGAGCUCGAAGGAGCAAUGCUUGAGAUCGAGACACAACGGACACUGGCCGAGACAGCGCAGAAGGAGCUCGAGCAGUUGAAAGCUCAGCCUAUUGCGCUGUCGAGCCCCAAGCCUCGGCCGAAGAGCAAAAGUCCCAAGAGGAAUUCAAUGAACCCGCAAUCACCUACGACGUCGAAACCGGGAUUGGAAUCGAGUAAAUGGGCCAGUCCUGUUGAAGACGUGCCUGCGCUAAGAGGGGGCAGCGGUGAAGACGACGACGAUACCACGACCGCCACUGAUAGGAGACCACGUAACGUGGCAGGACAGUUGGCCGGCAUUCACGAGCAGAUCAGACAGCUUGACGAAAUGAGCGAAGACUUCCUAGAGAAUCAUCAGAAGAUGGCCAACAUAUUGAGUCGUGUCGACGAUGAGACCCAGUAUGCCGACGUUGGCUUUGAGGGCGAAGAAGAGGAGCUGGAGAAAGCGGACUAG